Messenger RNA from Aspergillus aculeatinus CBS 121060, 1166 nucleotides. Its product is annotated as gamma-glutamylcyclotransferase. Gene Ontology annotation, biological process: glutathione catabolic process. Gene Ontology annotation, cellular component: cytoplasm. Gene Ontology annotation, molecular function: glutathione specific gamma-glutamylcyclotransferase activity; gamma-glutamylcyclotransferase activity. Lineage: Eukaryota; Fungi; Ascomycota; Eurotiomycetes; Eurotiales; Aspergillaceae. The transcript is spliced from 6 exons. The record is from RefSeq and is a predicted model, not a curated record. Bases 281 to 1054 code for a protein of 257 amino acids.
AUCGGCGGUGAUACAACCAUUGUGGUAGCUGCCUGUCUGCUUGUCUCAUAGAUUCUGGAAAGAACCGAGUAAGUCAACUUGGAGACUUGCACUCUGGCUGCUUCACUUCACCAACCUAGUUCUUAUCGAUUCUAAUUACAGCUUUUUGCCUAAUCUCCAUUAUCCAUACGACAAACAUUAUUAUAGACGAGGUUGUACUCAGUAGGUCAACCCGUAUCUCCGCCCAGAAAACCACCCGAGCCACAUCUCUAAGUUCAGGAUCCAGUUUGAAGCGUCGGAGAUGGGCUCGGCUGAGCAAGGGAGCGAGACUCCUAGAGACGGCCGGACAUGGCGUAACUACUUCCCUAAAGGCGACCUUUGGGUGUUCGGAUACGGGAGUUUGAUCUGGAAGCCACCGCCGCAUUACGACCAACGGAUUCCCGGCUACAUCAAUGGCUAUGUGCGGCGCUUCUGGCAGGCAAGUACCGACCAUCGUGGCACUCCAGAGAACCCUGGACGAGUUGUGACAGUGAUCGAACGGGAGUUCUGGGAAACGCUGGAUGAUCCGCUGGCGCACCUUGAAAGCUCACCGACGGCCACGGUUUGGGGUGCUGCAUAUCAUAUCCCUGCUUCCCAUGCUGAGGAGGUACACGAUUAUCUCGAUGUCCGAGAAAUCGAUGGUUACACCGUCCAUUACACCCCUUUCCAUCCCGUCGACACUCGUAAGGUGCCAAACGCAGAGGAGUCUACAUCAUCUCCAAUCGUGUGUAUGGUCUACAUCGGUCAACCGACCAAUCCGCAGUUUUUGCGGGAUCCAGCCCGGCGAGAGCAACAAGAUGUGGCCGAGGUGAUAAGUCGCAGUCAGGGACAGAGUGGUAAAAACACUGAAUACCUGUAUCUCUUAGAGAAGUCGCUUGACGGACUCGGGCUGGGGAGUGCCGAUGUGCACGUUACUGAUCUGGUGCGACGGGUCAAGACCCUUGAGGGCGUGGAAGAAGCGGCGGCAGAGGAGGCCAAGGCGGAACGGGAUAUAGAGGAGGCUCUCCAUCCAUCCAAAGCAGAGGCUCAUCAAUGAUUUCCACCUGCUGAAUAGGCCCAUUCGACCCGUGUUGUGUCAAUGAGCUGUAUCAUUGCUGUUGCUGCUGUUGUAUCCUUGGAGUGGUUUGGCUUAUGGCAGAUAGACCGAU